Messenger RNA from Dichotomopilus funicola, 2331 nucleotides. RefSeq lists its product as uncharacterized. The transcript has 2 exons. Lineage: Eukaryota; Fungi; Ascomycota; Sordariomycetes; Sordariales; Chaetomiaceae. The coding region runs from base 1 to 2331 and encodes 776 amino acids. The record is from RefSeq and is a predicted model, not a curated record.
AUGCUAGCACGGCCCAGCACCUCUUCCGGUCCCGGAUCUGCCUCUUCUUUCUCCUCCUUCUCCAGAACGGGCGGGACGAAGACCGGCUUUGUCGACAACAAGCGACUGUCCAAGGACGAUCUUGCUCUGACCACGGCCAGGUGGAACAGAGGGCCGGGCUCACACCGUACCCACGGAACCGCCGCAGAGACCUUUUGGCUGCCGACUCCCGAGCAGUCUCCUCAACGGGCUCCAGCACGGAUCUCACCUUCGCACGCUAGGACAAUGGUCAUGUCUCCACCGGCCAUGUCACCACCGCUUGCGCGGCUCCCAACGCCGCAGUCAUCAUCGGCGUCCGGGAAAAUCCCCAUCGGCAUGGCACUGGGCAGUCCCACGCGCGACUCCUCGUCAUACGCCGGGAGUCCCCAGGCCGGGUGGCAGCCCCAGUUUCCGUCCUCCCAGGGGCCAGUAGGACCAGUAGCACAGUCGGCAUCCGUCCACGUGACGCAUUCUGCCUCGCCGCUGGCGACGCCGGCGCCGGUCACGAUCCAGAGGACCAAGACGCAGAAGAGGAGGUUGUUUGGGUCGCUGUUUGGGAGCAAGAAGCAUGCUGAGCCGGCUAGGGUUGUGGAGAGUGUCGCUUCGUCGGUGGCAACGCCCGCGCCGUCGAGGAGUAAUACGGUUGCUGGGAGGAAGACGCCGAAGCAUAAGCCGAUUAUCAUCAAGGGGAUGCCUGAGCCGGGGAUGUCGGCGCCGGCUCCUUUCCUAUCGCCGGGCAACACUAGUACGACAACAAAUACUACCACCUCCACUAGUAGUAACGGCACCAGCACCGGCCUCCUCAACGUCGACAUCCCGGAUAUCCGUCUGGAGCGGUACAGCGUCAUGUUCAGCGGCGUGUUGCACCCGGGCAGCGGGAAUAGGUCGUCAUCACUACUGGAGCGACGGCAGGCGACGCUGGAGAGACUGAAGACGAUUAGCGACAGGAUUGAGAUGGAAGAGAGCGAGGGAGCAGCAGCCACGGGCACGGGCACUGAAGAGGGGAAAGCAGGGCGGCCACGUCGGGCUACGUCGCCGCAUCCUGCGGGCUCCCCGUCGUUUCCACAGCAAAUAGUGGGUAAGGACAUGGAAUUAUCGACAGCAGCAACGGCGGCAUCGCUGGCUCCGCCGUCGCGCGGUUUAGCCCGGUCGAAUACCUCGCCGGGGUAUCUACCGUCGCCGUCGCCGUCGAGGACGAGUUUUGAGCCGCGGCCGGUGCAAGGUUCGGGGGAUGCGCUGACCAAAAGGGAAGGCGGAAAGAGGAGGAAGGAAGGGAAGACGGUGACGGUUGUGUCGCCGCGGGAGAUGGACGAGCGGAAUCGGGCGGUGUAUGUCGAGAGGUGGAGGGAGCAGGCUCGGCUUCAAUCUCAGUCUCAGUCUCAGGUUCACUCUCAGUCUCAACAUAUCCAGGGACAGCAAAGCAACGCGAUACAACCCAUCCAACACGCCCACCCGUUCCGAUCUCACCCCCCGGGCACCGGCUAUUCAGCGCCGACACCAUCAACAGCCACAGAAUCCGCCCACUUCCACCCCAACGAAUCGAGUCUCCAUCUCGACACCCCCGAGAGCGGCACCCCGUCGUCUCGGCCGUCGACGUCUGCCGGAGACGAGCCGGUGGCGGCCCCGAAGCCUGCUGUAUUGUCCCCGCAUUGGGAGAUGAUCACGCCGCCGUCGUCGACGUCGUCAUCGCCGCCUUCGUCCAAGACUGCGGACGCGGCGACUGGAGCAGUAUCUAACGCCCCAAUCGCGGCUACCGCUUCCAAUGCUCCACGACACCCCCACCGCUCACCAACAACAUUCCAGCCCACACCCCUCGAAUCCCCCAUCCUAACACCCGGAGUAACCCCCCAAGGGCCCGCCCGCGAAACAUCAGCCCUAGCCCCAGGAACAACCGCCCCCCGCGUCUCCGUCGACGAAGCCGAUGCCGCCCUCAAAGCAGCCGUCGAAAGCUCCAUCGCCCGACAAAUCAGCGUAUCCCGGCAGCAGCGACAACUGUUGCGGCCUUUUGGGGGGUCGGUCAGGGGCUAUGGCCAGAGCACACCGCGUGGGAAUGGCAACGGGAAUACUCUUGAGAGUAGCAUUAGGAGUACCUUUGGAAGCGGGAGUGGAAGUGGGAGUAGUGGCCGGGCGCGAAGUGCUACGACAGGAACAGGGCUGGGGCCGGCACCGGGCACUAGGAGGUCAGUGGAGGAUGGAACAGAGGGAGAGGAGGUGAUUAAGGGGGUGCGGAGGGUGAAUACGCCGCCGGUGAUGGUGGUGAUGAGGGCUGGGGAUCGCAGGAGUGAGAGGGUUGUUUUGGAUGUUGUUGAGUAG